Molecule: messenger RNA, 1470 nt
Organism: Penicillium canariense
Lineage: Eukaryota; Fungi; Ascomycota; Eurotiomycetes; Eurotiales; Aspergillaceae
Product: FAD-binding oxidoreductase
Exons: 5
Coding region: 1-1470 (489 amino acids)
Molecular function (GO): oxidoreductase activity; FAD binding
Source: RefSeq, a predicted model, not a curated record
AUGACAGAUUUCACGCUAGAUGAUAAAGACAUACGCUCUUUCCAAAACUCCAUUCAGUCCGAGCUAUCUUCUCUUCUCUCCCCAGGAGCUGUGGUUGCACUACCGCCAUCCCAGGAGUUUGAGAGCGUCAAUCUACGAUUCACCGAGUACGGUCGUCCGACCUAUUUGCUUGCCGUCCGUCCCGCAUUCGAAGAUGACGUCGUCCGCACCGUUAAUUUUGCGCGAGAGAAGGGGAUCCCAUUUGCCCCGCGCUCCGGGCAUCACUGCGUCACAACGAGCAUGAGGCGACUUCGAAAUGGCAUCGUGAUCGACAUGCGCCCUCUAAAGCAUAUGACUUUCAAUGCCGAACAGCGCCUGGUCACCGUUGGCGGGGGUACGAUCAUGGAUGACUUCACACGAUACGUGCAUGGCCUCGGGAUGGAAGUGACCGUUGGCUCCUGUCCAACAACAGGCGUAAUCGGCGUCGCAUUCGGGGCCGGUCUGGGCAGACUGCAAGGGAAAUACGGCUAUCUGAAUGAUAAGCUCGUGUCUUGUAAGCUACUCCUAGGCAACGGGUCUAUCGUCACGGUUUCCGAUUCCUCAAAUUCGGAUCUCUUUUGGGGGCUUCGUGGGGCGGGACAUAACUUUGGUAUUGCGCUGGAGGCGACGUUCCACGUCUAUCCACAGACUAAUUUAGGGAUCCAUUACUCUUGGGAUCUGGAGUAUCGACUGGAACAAUGUGAGGAGGUCUUCCGAGUCUUGAACAAGGUACAUGCUGUGAUGCCGCCGGAGCUGGCGAUCUUUGUAGUGUGGAAGCGCGAGUCGGGUGGAGAGUCGCAUCUAAUCCUCGUCAACCUUGUCUACUCUGGCCCCGAACGCGACUCUAUGCCCUGGGUCGCUCACUUCUCGAACCUCAAUCCCGUCCGCUCCACCAAUGUUACCGCCACUUGGGACGAGCUGCCCUGGAUCACCUAUGGUGCCCAAAACAAGCUGCUCAGCAAACCGGAGGUCUGGAAACUGGCUCCAAACAAAAUGAUGAGUGCCGUUAGCGUGAAAUCCUUUGAUCUGGUAACGACAAAGGCCUUUUUUGAGUCCGUCAAGGAGAUGAAUGAGCGCUUUGCGGGAAAAGGCUGGUUUGGAACAAUGUUCGAGAGUCUGCCACAUCACCAGACGAGGGCUAUUGAGGAGGACGCGACGGCCUUUCCGUGGCGGCAUGGGACCAAUCAUCACUUGAUGAUCACGGCCACGCCCAAGAGUACCCAGGAUAGUGAGAUCUUCGAAGCAUGGCUAGAGAAGUGGAAGCUUGCCUUCAUAGAAACCUCGGGAUAUGGGCGGUUGCAGCAGUAUGUGAAUUAUGGAAAUACGACGAUGAAAGCGGACCCAGUGGAGGCACUCUACGGGUAUGACCCGUGGAGGCUACAGAGACUGCGGGAGUUGAAGCAGCGAUAUGAUCCUGACGGAUUGUUUUCUUGGUACCAGCCUUUUGACUGA